Haliotis rubra (blacklip abalone) is the source of this 1091-nucleotide messenger RNA. RefSeq names its product semaphorin-5B-like. Lineage: Eukaryota; Metazoa; Mollusca; Gastropoda; Lepetellida; Haliotidae. The record is from RefSeq and is a predicted model, not a curated record. The annotation marks the transcript as partial. The transcript has 5 exons.
ACAGGCUGUGGCUGUGGAACACGAAUCAGGAAAAGAUUGCCUUGUGGUCGAGCAGGACUCAGCUUUUCUGAGCGUAUAGAGGAUUGCAACUUCCGGGAGAAGAGUACUGAAGAGAGGGUCUGCACCACACAGUGCACCAACCUGCCAGAUGGCCAACCAAGCUGCUCUUUAUGUUCAUGGAACACAUGGCAACAGUGGAGGGGCUGUAGUAAAGAUUGUGGUGGAGGUUACAGGUCAAGGUCAAGGUCACCAUGUUGCUGUGAAGGUCAGGACGUCGAGGACUGUCUGUCGGACUGUGGACUGUCUGAAGAGGACACACUUCAGUCGGAUGCUUGUAAUGACGUAUGUUACAACGGCGGUAGUUUCUCCAACAGCAUGUGUAAUUGCACACAGGGGUACUCAGGCCAGUGCUGUUCUGAAGAAGUGACUGAUGGAAACUGCUCCAAGUGUUCAUGGGGAGGGUGGGGAGGCUGGAACACCUGCGACACAUCCACCAGAAAGGUGUCCAGGGACAGAGAGCCGUGCUGUCGUAUUGGACAGAACAACAGAGGGUGUUUUGAUGAAUGUAAACUUGAAACUAAGGGAGCCAAGCAAUGGAAGUCGUGCCCCUUUCUUAAUGACCCGGCCCAAGUUCACGUCAUGUACGCUGUCAUCGCCUCCGUGGUUUCAGUCAUCGUCACGUCGCUGAUCUGGACUGCUUGCUACUGCGCACAUCGAAGAAGAAACAAAGAUGGAUCCCGACCUUUCAACGAUGCUAUGGAUCUGACGACUAGCGGUCCUGGUGCUGGAAACAUUUACACUAACAGUGGGGUCCUGGCAGCUCUGGGGACCUCUGGGGAUAGAGAUGGUGAUGUUGCUGGGAAGAUCCAACCAGGAGACGGAGGAAUCCGAAGACAAGGAAAUCCGACCUUGAAUGGAGCUUGGGCGAGAGACAUCGCCGGAGAUUGUUCCACUUAUGAGGAUCUCUAUGAUUCAGUCGAAAACAUCUACGUCAAUAAUUAAAUGGAGUAGAGAAGAUGAACCCGUGAAGAUCCGGGAUAGAACUGGACUUCAGCAACCCAUGCUUGUCUCCAGUGAAGAUCCGGGAUGGA